Messenger RNA from Chilo suppressalis (striped riceborer), 735 nucleotides. The record is from the annotation of a GenBank genome assembly. NCBI's taxonomy places the organism in Eukaryota, Metazoa, Arthropoda, Insecta, Lepidoptera, Crambidae.
AUGGAAGAUAAAGUUUUGCCUGUUGAAGACGAUUUACAUAACGGUGAAAUCGAGUGGCAACCACUGGCUCUCACAUUAGUAGAAUAUCCGAAAGAUGACUUGAUCGGAAAAUUCUUAGCUUUCAUAAGCUUAUCUCCUUUUGGGAUUGGAGCUGGAUUUAUUGCACUUAUCUUAUUUCGAAGAGAUCUACAUACGAUAGCAUUCUUUUUGGGAAUAUUGUUAAAUGAGGUUCUUAAUAUUGUAUUGAAGCAUACCAUAUGUGAAGCAAGACCUUUAGCAAGGGGACAUCUCUAUAAUGAAUAUGGAAUGCCUUCUUCCCAUGCUCAAUUUGUUUGGUUCUUUGGAAUUUAUGUUUUAUAUUUUGUUGUCAUUAGGUUACAUCACAUCAAUAAUAAUAGUAUAAUAUCAGCAUUGUGGAGGGUCAUAAUUGUUGGAGGCUGUAUGACUUUAGCAGUGCUAGUAUCCAUUGCACGGAUAUACUUGCAUUAUCACACUACCUACCAAGUAGUGAUUGGUGGAUUGGUGGGCUUCACAUUUGCAACUAUAUGGUUUACAAUUGUGCACAGAAUAUUUACACCACUAUUUCCUCAACUAGUUUCAUUGAAAGUGUGCGAGAUGUUGAUGAUAAGGGACACAACUCUAAUACCAAACGUGUUGUGGUUCGAGUACACGACCUCGAGGCAGGAGGCUCGAGCCCGCGGUCGCAAGAUGGCAGCACUGAAGCCGACUCAAUGA